Rattus rattus (black rat) is the source of this 1164-nucleotide messenger RNA. It is a transcript of the gene Tsfm, whose product is annotated as Ts translation elongation factor, mitochondrial. Gene Ontology annotation, biological process: mitochondrial translational elongation. The transcript is spliced from 6 exons. Gene Ontology annotation, cellular component: mitochondrial matrix. The record is from RefSeq and is a predicted model, not a curated record. Lineage: Eukaryota; Metazoa; Chordata; Mammalia; Rodentia; Muridae. Gene Ontology annotation, molecular function: protein binding; translation elongation factor activity. Bases 23 to 997 code for a protein of 324 amino acids.
CGUGACUGGGAGGGGCACAGGGAUGUCGCUGCUGCGGUCGCUGCGCUUCUUCCCGGUCGCGUGUACCGGCCGCUCGGCAAGGGCUGUCCUGCUCCAGCCGUCCCAGCCAUGGCACACGCUUCACGCGGGCCCCUCGUUGUCGUCUUCUGCCUCCAGCAAGGAGCUCCUCAUGAAGCUGCGGCGGACAACAGGCUACUCCUUUGUCAACUGCAAGAAGGCUCUGGAGACUUGUGGCGGGGAUCUCAAGCAGGCAGAGGCCUGGCUGCACAAACAGGCCCAGAAGGAAGGAUGGAGCAAAGCCUCCAAGCUCCACGGGAGGAAGACUAAAGAAGGCUUGAUUGGCCUGCUGCAGGAGGAAAAGGCAGCUGUUUUAGUAGAGGUAAACUGCGAGACAGAUUUCGUCUCCAGAAAUGUAAAAUUUCAACAGUUGGUCCAGCAAGUAGCCCUGGGAACCAUGGCGCACUGUCAGAACCUGACGGAUCAGCUCUCCACGUACAGUAAGGGCUUCCUCAACUCCUCUGAGCUUUCUGAACUUGCAGCUGGGCCCAACGGGGAAGGGUCUCUCAAGGACCAGUUGGCCUUAGCGAUUGGGACACUGGGAGAAAACAUGAGUCUUAAGCGAGCUGCCUGGGUGAAGGUGCCCUCUGGGUUCUAUGUCGGCUCUUAUGUGCACGGAGAGAUGCAGAGUCCCUCCCUCCAGAACCUGGUGCUGGGGAAGUACGGGGCCCUGGUCAUCUGCCAGACUCCUGAGCAGACCACAAACCUGGAGGAGGUUGGCCGCCGCUUGGGACAGCAUGUGGUGGGCAUGGCCCCUCUCUCAGUGGGCUCCCUGGAUGAUGAGCCUGGAGGAGAGACAGAGACCCGGAUGCUGCCCCAGCCAUAUCUCCUGGAUCCUUCCAUCACACUGGGGCAGUAUGUGCAGCCCCAGGGCGUGACCGUAGUUGACUUUGUGCGCUUCGAAUGUGGAGAAGGUGAACAGGUAGCUGAGGCUGAAUAGGUGGAAAUAUUUAAUUUUCAUACCUGGAUUUCCUUAUAAAAAGUUGUUUUCUAAACCUCUUCAACCCUCAGAUUUUUUUUUAGUUUAAAAUGAAGUUAUAUAUUCAUGGGUAAAGUUAUUAAAUAUCAAUGUAAUAAAGUAUGAUCAUUUAUUUGCAUAAUACUUAA